AUGGCUGACUCUUUUACUCUACCCCUGCGCCCUCUGAUCGAGGAUCGCGACCGCCCAGACACCCUCCCUGCCGAGAUCGCUCAAAUCAACAACCAGUGGGGCUCAUUCCGCGACGUGAACGAAGAGGUUCUUCGGACCAAGAUCGCCGAAGAAUAUAAAGAUGACCUAGACGAGGAUGAGAAUAAUAAGAAUGCAUCGGAUCUUGACUCGACAGAGCGCCUGGAGCAAUUGUACAAGCGACGCAAAGAUAUCAUUGACUUCGCUACGCAAGCUCAUAUGGAGGCGAUGUUUGCCGUUGAUUUCAUUUCUCUCCUCCUCUCCAAAGACACCCCGCGCCAGGCCGAGACCUCCAUGUCGCCCUUCCUCAAGCAAAUCGCACCUCUUGGCUCCCUCAACGCCGAGGUUGUGAACCCUCCUCCAAAACCAGACUCUACAACGAAAGACAUAUCAGCAGUAUCGAGAGGGUGGCGCAUCCAGAACUUCAACGGGGCAGCAAACAAACUUCUUCAAGCUGCCUCCAGGCUUGAAACCGAAGUUGCAUCGGAGACUCGAUACUGGAAUGAAGUGUUGACUGUCAAAGAAAAAGGGUGGAAGGUCUCUCGACUUCCUCGUGAAAAGCAAGCACUCGGUGUACAAUAUGGAUUCCUCGAAGCUACACCCAUUUUCCGUGACCGCGGGCUCGCUUCUCUACGACGCGCCGAGAAUGGUAGCUUGAUACUAGACAAAGGAUUGAUUCCAGCAAAGGCCCGUUUUGUCCGGGUACGGGUGAUGCAGGACGGGCAGCUUGUAGGCCUCUCCAACUCGACUACUCCCACGAAUGACGAAGAAACAAUUGAGAGUCGGAUCUUGCAAGCGCGGGAUACCCUUUAUGAAGAGGAACUAUUUCAUGAGCUUGUCCGAGAAGCUAGAGCGACCGCGAGCUACGGCGUGACGACCCGUCGGAACCUCAUUCGAAUUCCCGCUUCUGAUAACCUUGAGAUUCUGCUGGACCUUGUUGAUGCGAAUGAAAACGACCCGCAGCCUGACCAAGACAUCUCACAAAAUGGAACCCGCAUCGCAGAAGGCUUGUCCCAUACAAUCCGCAUCUUGUUGGCAUAUGCCCACCGCCAAAACUUGCACCGACGGACCCUACUUCCACUGCCAUUGACCCCGAGGAAGAGAACGAUUCCUGAACACCAGCUUUUCCGUCCGGCGCUGGCUUACAUCCAACACAUGUCCCAUGUAUUGUGGCUGCAGUCAUUCUUGAAAGAUAUCUCUGGUGUUCUGCACUCGGCCGCCUUGGACAUUCCAGCGUAUACCAAGCAUGUCUUUUCGACAAGAUUGACGAAAACCUCCUCCACCCCGACAGCCGAGGCGGUCGUUGAGAGAUUCCUCGUACCAUUUGAGUCUACAUUUAGCGGCAAAUUGUUGACUCCUCGAGGCUCUUUCUCAAUCGCAAUUCGCACCUAUCUCUCCUCCCCUCCGUUCGGCACCAACUUUGAGGUGUCAUGCACUAUGCCCGAUUACCCUGAUAGCAAGUCCCCCGGUCGCCUCUCUCUUAGGGAGGAAGUAGAAGCUGCCAUUACGCAUCUCUUGUUACUCGAUGUUGUCUUUACCACCUCAUCCAACGGUCUUCCACCUCCCAAACCCGAAAAGGACACAAAAGAGAAUCCCGUCUGGGAAGCCGUUUAUCCUCAACAUGGUGAGCUUGUGCUAUCAUCAUCAAAUCCCGAAAAACACAAAAAGAUCAAGAUUGCGUUAUCUCGUCAUGAGCUAUCUCUCCAGACGUACACUGUGCGUUGCAUUGAUGGGUCUGGACGUGGACAUUGGGAGCAACCCUCGCAAACCCCCAAGCAUUACACCUGGGGAACUCCUUUGGCAUGCCACCAAUCUCUUAUGGCGGUUGUGCGCGAGGCAUCAAGCUGA
Messenger RNA from Penicillium antarcticum, 1905 nucleotides. RefSeq names its product mediator of RNA polymerase II transcription subunit 17. NCBI's taxonomy places the organism in Eukaryota, Fungi, Ascomycota, Eurotiomycetes, Eurotiales, Aspergillaceae. Bases 1 to 1905 code for a protein of 634 amino acids. Gene Ontology annotation, cellular component: mediator complex; core mediator complex. The transcript is spliced from 3 exons. Gene Ontology annotation, molecular function: transcription coregulator activity. Gene Ontology annotation, biological process: regulation of transcription by RNA polymerase II. The record is from RefSeq and is a predicted model, not a curated record.